This is a messenger RNA of Hansenula anomala, 1965 nucleotides long. RefSeq names its product bifunctional UDP-glucose 4-epimerase/aldose 1-epimerase (gene GAL10). Gene Ontology annotation, molecular function: UDP-glucose 4-epimerase activity; carbohydrate binding. The transcript has a single exon. Gene Ontology annotation, biological process: beta-D-galactose catabolic process via UDP-galactose, Leloir pathway. The record is from RefSeq and is a predicted model, not a curated record. Gene Ontology annotation, cellular component: cytosol. The coding region runs from base 1 to 1965 and encodes 654 amino acids. Lineage: Eukaryota; Fungi; Ascomycota; Saccharomycetes; Phaffomycetales; Wickerhamomycetaceae.
AUGUCCAUCCUCGUCACUGGAGGCGCCGGCUACAUUGGCUCACACACCGUCAUCGAGCUCAUCCAAAACAACUACAGCGUCAUCAUCCUAGACAACUUAUCCAAUUCUUCAUACGACGCCAUUGCCAGAAUAGAAUUCAUCGUUGGAAGAAGUAUCCCCUUUUACAACAUCGAUCUAAGAGACCAUGACAAGCUAUCCCAACUAUUCCAAUCUAAUGAUAUCAAGAGUGUCAUCCAUUUCGCUGCUUUGAAAGCCGUUGGUGAAUCAACAAAGAUACCUCUAACUUAUUAUGACAACAAUAUCAAUGGUACAAUCAAUUUAUUGAAAAUCAUGAAUCAAUUCAAUGUUAAAUCAAUUGUCUUUAGUUCAUCCGCUACUGUUUAUGGUGACGCCACUAGAUUUGAAAACAUGAUUCCAAUCCCUGAAUCUUGUCCAAAUGAUCCAACAAACCCAUAUGGUCAAACUAAAUACACCAUUGAACAAAUCAUUCAUGAUUUAUACAAGAGUGAUCCAACUUGGAAAGCCGCUAUCCUAAGAUAUUUCAAUCCAAUUGGUGCUCAUCCUUCCGGUUUAAUUGGUGAGGAUCCCCUAGGAAUACCAAACAAUUUAUUACCAUAUCUAGCUCAAGUUGCAAUUGGUAGACGUGAAAAAUUAUCAAUCUUUGGUAAUGACUAUGAUUCUCAUGAUGGAACUCCAAUUAGAGAUUAUAUCCAUGUUGUUGACUUGGCAAAAGGUCAUAUCUCUGCUCUAAACUACCUUGAACAGAAUCAAUCUGGGUUAUUUAGAGAAUGGAAUUUAGGUACUGGUAAAGGUUCCACUGUUUUUGAUGUUUAUAAUGCUUUUUGUAAAGCGGUUGGUAAAAAUCUACCAUAUGAAGUUGUUGGUAGAAGAGAUGGUGAUGUCUUGAACUUGACUGCUGAUCCUAAAAGAGCAAAUAAUGAAUUGAAAUGGUUUGCAAAAUUAUCAAUCCAAGAUGCUUGUGCUGAUUUAUGGAAAUGGACUAUUGAAAAUCCAUUUGGUUUCAAUAUUGAAGGUUAUAAAUGGGAACAAUUUGGUGAAACUAGAUUACAUCAUGUCGAAAUCAAAGAUUUUAAAAUCUCAAUAAUGAAUUAUGGUGCAACUGUUCAAGAUUUGAAAAUUGGUGAGGAGUCACUAGUUCUUGGGUUCAAUGAUUUCCAAAGUUAUAAAUCAAAUGGAAAUCCUUAUUUUGGUGCAACUAUUGGUCGUUAUGCAAAUAGAAUAUCAAAUGGUGAAUUUAAAUUAAAUGGUAAAGUCUUUAAAACUGAUGUCAAUGAAAAUUCAAAUACUCUACAUGGUGGUGCUAAUGGAUUUGAUAAACAACAUUGGCUAGGUCCAAUUGCUCAAAUUUCAGGUGAUUCUACAAUCUUGCAAUUCAAAUUAAUUGACCAAGAGCAAUCAAAUGGAUUCCCAAAUCAAGUGGAAACUAUAGUUAAGUUUAUUGUUGGUUAUAAAUCAUUGGAAAUUGAAUAUCAAGCUAAUUCUAAUGGUCCAACUCCAAUCAAUUUAACAAAUCAUUCCUAUUUUAAAUUGGGUAAUGACAUUGAUAUCAAUUUAUCAACUAAAAAAUACUUAGAAACUUCCAAUGGCCUACCAACUGGUGAAAUCUUGGAAAUCCCAUCCCAAAACUUCAAACUUGAAGAUCGCAAAUUUGAUGAUUGUUUUAUCCUCAAUGAAUCAUCAUCAAUUGAUACAAGAUCAAAUCAAUUGAUUGAAAUUUUCAAAGCUUCAACUCCCUCACAUUCAUUAACAAUUCAAUCAACUGAACCUUCUUUCCAAUUCUACACUGGUGAUGGUGUAAACAUCCAAAAUUUCCAUUCAAGAUCAGGUUUUGCAGUGGAACCUGGUAGAUUUAUUGAUGCAAUUAACUCACCAAUUUAUUCAAAUCAAGUUGUGCUAAAUAAAGAUGAAACUUAUGGUUCCAAAACAAAAUAUAUUUUCAACUAA